AGUCUUGAAAGGUAAACUCUUUCUAUAUGGGUCAACUCACUACCAUCAUUUUCAAUGUAUUCUACUAAAUUCGUUUGUUCUCUGAAUUCAGACCUAUUCUUCAUAGGACUGCCUCAGCUCACUAGAGCCUAUUGGAAAAUAUCUAGUCUCCUAGGUAUUUCAAAUAUAUUCCUAAACAGUCUCUCUUCUCAGCACCUGUUCAUUAGCGUAUCUCUUACUAUUUCCAUCCACCCUUGGCCUUCCUGGCCUCUGCCCUUUAGCUCAUGUGCCUUGCUCUGCUCACUGAAGCUCUUUCACAUCUCUUGAGAUCCAAUUAAUUCACCCAUACUUAAUCCCCUCCUUCAGGCAGUUCAGAAAGGCCACUUUUCAUGAAGUUCACUUCCCAAAAAUGUGCCCCUACCUCCAUUUCUUAUUACUUCCACCAGUUAUCUCAAAACAUAUUAAUUACCCACUUGCUUUUGCAUUUAAGACACUGACUUUACCAAUACUAGCACGUCCUUGCUGACCUAUUCACUGCAGGUUGAAAGUUGACAAUAAAGCAAGUUCAUUCUGGUGAUCUGUGGACCCACAAUCUAAAAAUAGUAUUAUCUGUUGAUAUUUAGACUAUUGUGCUUUGUGCUAAUGAUCAGUGUGCUUUUUACUAUCCAUAUCUUUGCUUUGUCAGCUGCUAAAGUCGUGGUUCUCACAUUUUCCACAUGUAGUCCCCUUUGACAGGCAUGGCAGAAACCUCCCAAAGUAGCUCCCCGGCUGCUUUCUUUAUACUAAUACAGAAGUAGAGCUUUGCCAAUGUCGUCAUUUUUGUGCUAUUCUAACCCACGGUGGGGAAUGGAUUUUAAAAUUAUACUUUGUGAGGCUGCCUUUUAACCAGCACACAGGCUGCUUUCGAGAACUUCUACCCUGGAAACAGUGGUGUGAGCUUCCCUGGAUGAUACAGAACAGUGCCAAGUGCAGAUGUGCUCCCUCCGCUACGAGGGGAACUUUGUGCUUGCGCUGCCCCCUGACACUGGCCUGCCUGCUCUUUUCUCCUCCAGUUGCCGGCACGUUUAGCUGCACCAUGAAGUUUACUGUCCGGGACUGUGACCCUGACACUGGGGUUCCAGCUGAGGAGGGGUAUGACGAUGAGUACGUGCUGGAAGAUCUUGAGGUGACUGUGUCUGACCACAUUCAGAAAGUUCUGAAGCCCAACUUUGCUGCUGCCUGGGAAGAAGUAGGAGAUACUUUUGAGAAGCAGGAGACUUUUGCCCUCAGUUCUACCAAAACUCUUCAAGAAGCUGUCAACAACAUCAUUACGUUUCUGGGCAUGCAGCCAUGUGAAAGGUCAGAGAAAGUCCCCGAGAACAAGAAUUCCCAUUCCCUCUACCUGGCAGGUGUAUACAGAGGUGGCUAUGAUUUAUUGGUGAGGGCCAAGCUGGCCUUAGCGGAUGGAGUGACCAUGCAGGUGACUGUCAGAAGCAGAGAGGAAACACCUGUGGACGUUAUCUUGGCUUCUGUUGGAUAAGUUUUUACUGGGCAAGAUGAAGCUGAUGUACUUCACUGUCAGUGGGCUUUUAGGCUAGUGGCAUGAUUUUCCCAGAAUCCCGCUUUUAAAGAUUAAUGAUUCUGGAGAAGCAAAUUAAAUGUUUGGCCCUGAGCCAGCAGAUCAAGCAAACGUCUGUCUUUGUGCAUGUCUUUUUUUUUUUUUGUCUUUUUUCCUUUUUGUUCCAUUGGUCGACUUUGGUGUGAUAGUACAGCUUUGGGUGAACAUGUAAAGCAAAUACUAUCCUAUACCCCAGCUGCUCAACUUCAUUAUAUUCUUUACUGUAAUGUGUCUGAAAGCUCCUGGCAAUGUUGGAAAACUUUAUCCCGGAGGGGUGGUGGGGAGGGGAAGGCAGAGUCCACUUUUGUCAAAAUUCAUUUUAUUAAUAGAAAAUAAACACUUAAUUCCACUUUCAAUUGUUA
Molecule: messenger RNA, 1938 nt
Organism: Myotis davidii
Lineage: Eukaryota; Metazoa; Chordata; Mammalia; Chiroptera; Vespertilionidae
Product: coatomer subunit gamma-2
Exons: 4
Coding region: 926-1498 (190 amino acids)
Biological process (GO): protein secretion; organelle transport along microtubule; intracellular protein transport
Cellular component (GO): endoplasmic reticulum; endoplasmic reticulum-Golgi intermediate compartment; Golgi membrane
Molecular function (GO): structural molecule activity
Source: RefSeq, a predicted model, not a curated record